Pieris brassicae (large cabbage white) is the source of this 1960-nucleotide messenger RNA. RefSeq names its product pyrroline-5-carboxylate reductase (gene P5cr). Gene Ontology annotation, molecular function: pyrroline-5-carboxylate reductase activity. Gene Ontology annotation, biological process: L-proline biosynthetic process. Bases 327 to 1157 code for a protein of 276 amino acids. The transcript is spliced from 6 exons. The record is from RefSeq and is a predicted model, not a curated record. NCBI's taxonomy places the organism in Eukaryota, Metazoa, Arthropoda, Insecta, Lepidoptera, Pieridae.
CGCGCGAAUUUUAUUUAAACAAAUAUUAAUAAAAACGUAAUUACUCUCAAGUCACAUUUGACAUUUGGCUUUCACCAAAUGUAUCUCCAAAUACUUAGUUAUUAGUAUCAUAUACCAGAUCAAUUAUAAUACAUAUUAUAUUAUUAUACAACACAUGAAGUUUAUUAUUCGUAAUUAUUACUUUACUUAUGAUCGCAAAACUAAGUCUAAAGUGGUUUAUCUAUGACAUUAGAAGUCAAAAUAUUUAAAUUUCACACCUUUUAAAAAAUAUUUAUUCACGAUUUAAAAGCAUACCCCGAAUAUAUCAUCUAUAUUAGAAACUAAAGAUGUCUUACAAUUUGGGCUUUAUCGGUGGAGGCAAUAUGUCUACAGCAAUUUUUCAAGGGAUAUUGAGAAAUGGUGACCAUCCAGCAUCGAAGAUUUGGGUAUCGGGACCUCAUUUGGAAAAUCUAUUACACUGGAAAGAACUAGGUGCAAACAUAACAAAUAAGAAUGGAGAUAUUUACAGUACCUGUGACAUGAUAUUUCUUGGAGUCAAACCACAAUUUUUAUCGAAUGCUAUAAGUGACUGUUACAAUACGUUACCUCUGAAUAUGCCGCCAAAGAAAGUAUUAUUUGUUUCUAUAUUAGCUGGUACUAAUAUAGAACAAUUACACAAGGCUCUGAGUAUUCUACCUGGUGAGAAACAAGUUGUCAGAACAUUGCCAAACACUCCUAUGGCAGUUGGUGCUGGAGCCUGCUUAUACACACCAGAUAAUACAGUCACUGAAGAACAGUGCAGAAAGAUUGAAAUGCUUCUCUCAGGAUGUGGUGUUUGUGAAAGAGUAGCUGAACAUUUAAUAGGAUCUUUAGGGUCUCUUAUUGGAUGUGGCCCUGCUUUUAUGUAUAUUGCAAUUGAAGCCUUAGCCGAUGGUACAGUGAAACAAGGUGCACCCAGGGCCUUAGCAAUGAGACUUGCUGCCCAAAUGGUCAUGGGUAGUGGAAAAAUGGUGCUAGGGAAUACUAAACAUCCUGGGCUCUUGAAGGAUGAAGUCUGUUCACCUGGUGGAUCAACCAUCUGUGGUGUCACUGCAUUGGAACAGGGCAAAUUCCGGGCAACAUUGAUUAAUGCAAUCGAAGCGGCAGUGUUACGGACUAAGGAAAUGGAAAAGAAAUAAAAACACUGUUCACUCACUCGAUUUUGGCAUGAUGUCGAUGUGUGGGACAUGCGUAUAAGCUAAAUCGAAUUGGAAGGUAAAAACCGUAUGUUUAUUGCUAUGCUUAAAAACAUAUUAACAACAAAAAGUUUUGUUACGGUGGAAAAUAUGUGAAAUUCAGAUUUGAGUUUGUUUCGCGUUCUAGAAUAUGUAACACACAUUAUGGUUUUUAUCGGCAUAUUUAUGUUAAAUGUCUCUAUCUCUAACAAGAAUCUGACGUAUUUGUAUGUUUUAGUUCUAAUUUUAUUGGAAAAACUGAAGAAAUUACUAGAUUAUAAUCAUAUUCAUAUCUCGGAAUAGAUGAAUAAAGUCAGCUAAAAGUGCUAGAUUUCGCACAGUAACUCUUCUAUAGCACCACUUAGUACGCAAACAAAAUACUAAUCUAGCAGCUUUAAAUUUUUGAGCGCUGAUGAAUCUAAAUUAUCGCUGGAAAAAAACAGUAAUUUCUUUGGUUUAGGUACUCAAACUUCUGUAAUUUAUACAUCGACGCUACGUCAGUGACCACGAUUUGUAAAAAAGUGUAAGUAAUUUUAUUGAAUCUCGAUUUUUUCUAUGAUCUGUUAAUAAAAAUAUCUAAAUAUUUAAAAGCCCAAUCAAAUUGAGCAUAAAUUCCUAUAUAUUAAGAAUAACAGUAUUAACCAUAUUAAUAAUUACAGUAUUUAAGUGGAAAGUUAAACGAUACAAUACUCAAUUGUUGGAAUCUUGUACCUCAUUUCUGUUUUGCUGUGUUUGUAAAUGAAUAAUAAACUAUGGAGCUCCAUGUC